Molecule: messenger RNA, 690 nt
Organism: Sphaerodactylus townsendi
Lineage: Eukaryota; Metazoa; Chordata; Lepidosauria; Squamata; Sphaerodactylidae
Exons: 4
Coding region: 1-690 (229 amino acids)
Molecular function (GO): protein binding
Source: RefSeq, a predicted model, not a curated record
AUGGAAGAAUACAAGAAAACCCCUAAAAGGAUAGGGGUUCCCGGCACGGUUCUCGUGGGCAUCCUGGUACCCAAAAGCACCUUUCUUGGCAUCCACCAAGUGAUUCUGGCAAAAAGCCCCACCCCCUCGCGAAAAGACCCCCCAGCCGCUUCGCGCAGGCGCAGAGGGGCGCUUUCGGUUUCGUUUCUCCGCGCGCUUAGUUUGCGGGGGCGUGGCCGGCUGGGCUGGGCUGGGGGGCGUGGCCUGCAAAGCCCGCGCGGGAAGCGGGGCGGAGUUCGGAGCGGGGCCGCAGAGACCAGCGGCGGGAGAUCUGUCCUCCACAUUGGACAUACGUUUCAGCCUUCUGGAAUGGCAGCGCCUUGCCAGCCCUGCAGUGUGGGCCUUAGCCAGUGUCACCUGCGCAGGAUCGGCCGCCGAGUGUCAGUCUCUGGUAUUGCUGACGUUAUCCAUUUUUCAAAGACCGUAACGUUGAUCGGCAGAAAUAGAGACGUCGUGGACUGUUUCCUCAGCUAUGCUGCCCCAAGAGGAAGGGAUUACAUAUCCCGUAAUCAUGCCCGGGUGAUUCGGACCAGCGCGUACGAGCUUGUGGACUCCAGCUUGACAGGGGUGUUUGUCAACGAUGUCCGGGUCCAUGGUGAGUCGCACGCUGGCCAGAAGGCGGGCGGAGGGCUUGGGCUGGGUUCAAGGUGA